CUCGAGUAUUAUUGAAUAUCUAUGUUAUGGUUGGUACGCUGACCUCGGAAUCACCUGGUAGUAUUUGUAAACAAAGCCUAACCAGGCACUCUACGUGAAAGUUUAUUUUGAGGGUUUUUAACUGGUACAGGAACCUGGUACUGUAUUGAAGAUUUCAAGAAAAUAUCUUUACAUGCAACAGUACUUUGAAGUCCAGUAAAGAUAGUUGAGAUCAGUGUGGGGUAUGACUAAAAUUGUGACACUGCAGAGAUUUACAUUGCCUCCACCAGCAUUAUGUGAACAUGAAAAAUCAGUAUUUUUAAAGAAUCUUUGUGAAGAAAAAGUGUUUCUGUCAGUGUUGUGCAUUAUGAGUCAGUGACAACAUGGAAGGAAUGUGCAGUGAUUUGGCAUUAAUUACAGAAAUGUUGAUAAUUUGAUAACAUUGAGAUUUUUAGUGUGUGUGAUUCAGAACUAAUGCAGAUUAACGUAGAUUGCAUAUAUAAACCUGGAAAUUUUGCUUGCAAAAUUGUAUAAAAUUUUGACUGUAUUAAUAUGUGGGAGCAAGUGGAUACCUUCCUAGGGCCAUAUUGUUUAGUGUCCAGAAAAUGCAAAGGGGACCAAUAAGCAUUGAAAACAAAGACAGUUAUUUUACUGAAAAUACUUUGGGUAACAAGGCAGAACAAGAGAAUCUUAUUCCUGUGGGUAUGUCCAAAUCUCCUGAGUCAAAUACUGGUAAUGACUGUAUUUCACAGGAUCAUAACAUUUUGCAAGCAGACACUUCAAGUAAUAUUUUAAAGCAAAAGAAUGGUGGUGAGUUGAUUUCUAGUGACUCUAAUCAGAAUUUUAGUUGUCCCAUUGUGGACUUUAUUCAUGAUGCCUCUUUGCCGAUAAAAAUUGAGAACACCAAACCAGUUAAGACUGAGCUGAAAGAUACAUGCAUAGAUAAGGAGCCAUAUGUACAGAGCCUUCUGUUGAAUAGUAAGAAAGGAAAUUUUGAAGAUACUAAUUCAUGCACAGAUGCUGGUGACAGUAAUGAAAUUCAGGGAGAAAUGGAUGUUCAGGAAGAUGAAAAUUCAGCAUCCUCAUCCUGUCUAGAUUCUUCUAAUGCCACAUCUGUCCCUGUUGCUUUGAAGUCGUCAAGUGAAGGUGAUGAUUAUGGUACCACCAUGGCACAAGAUUCUGGUCAGUGUGUUCCGUUUACAAAAGAUAUGGGGAAAAUGGUGAUGAAAGUUGUGAGCAAAUUUGUCAAAGCACAGAAAAGCAAGAAGAAAAAGAUAAAGUCUCUCAGCAAAGAGGAUUUUCAUUUAUAUACAUGGAAGCUGACAGAUUAUUGUGAUAUUGAAAAGUACAGAAAUAUCUAUGAGGUCCAUCUUUCUUGGUUAAAAAGUUUAAAGCAGCAGCAGAUUACAGUCACAAAUCUUCGAGAGUAUGUUUUGCUUGUUAAGAUAGAGUCUUGCGUUGCAGUAGCAUUUAACAAGAUAAAAAACUCUUUGGUGGAAGGGGUUUCAUUUAAUAAUUUGUGUGAGGCAAUUACUCCUCAUUCUCAUGGUUUUGAUUUAUCAGAGCUUGAGUAUAUUUUGUCACACAGUCCCCUAUAUUGCAAGAUGAAUGAUGUUUGGAAGAAGUGCUAUGCUGUAGAUGGAAUUAAGGAAGAAAAUCACUGGCAAGGAAUUUUGUACAUGAGGAAAAUUUGGGCGAAUAUAAAGCCCUCAUCAGAAGAUAGAUUUAUAAUCGUAAAAUUUUUCCUGUCAAAUUCCUGUGAUAAGUCUGCUGAUGGGUUAGCAAGAUCUGUUUGCAAGGGUUUGCAUAUUCCGUAUUGUUUUGACAUGGUGGAAAAGGUCCUUGACAUUCUGAAGGACUUGUUAAGAAGAAAGGAGGUGGUAAGAGUUACUGGUGGUACUUCAUCAGCUACAGGUGGUCCGUCACCAGAAGAGGCUACAGGAAGACCAACAUCCUUUCUAGAUGUUCAGAAGAGUGUUAUCAGUAGUGAAAAAUGUACUGAGGGUUUAACACAAGAAAUGUCUUCCCUGCAAAGUUCCAGUACUGUUGCUGAAUCAGAGAAAAGCAAUGUCGUAAAAUGUGAGAAUUCAGAUGAGUGCAUGCCAGCUCAGUCAGUAUCAGAUUCUACAGUAAGUUCAGUUUGUGUAGGAGAACUUUCUCAAACUACUGUUUCAUCAUUGGAUGCAACUCAAAAGACAUGUGGUACCACUAAUUUUUCUGAAAAAAGUGUAGAACAAAAUCUUGAUGAAGCUACUACACCCGGAGAACAGGCCAUUGUUAAUGCAAUUACAGACGUGAAUUCAUAUAUAAGAGUUUUUGUUAAUAAAGAAGGAAAUGAAAUAACCAAGGAACCAUCUUUAAAGCAGGAGAGCCCUGUAUCAGAAGAGAAGCAAAUUAAAAAAAUUAAGAUUAAAAUUAAUUGUUCUCCAAAAGGAAAACGAGGAAGAAAACCUAAAGAAUCUACACCAGAUGACUACUUUCUUCCCAUGGCUCAGGGUUGGGUACGAGAAUUAGUAAGGCGAGCUGUCACUAAUAGUUCGCGAUACGAUGUUUAUUACCAUCCACCUGUUGGGCCAAAAUUACGAUCAGUUGUUGAAAUAAAAAAAUUCUUAAGUGCAAAGAACAUAACUAACUUAUCCGAACAGAAUUUCUCGUUUGGAAAGAAUCCUCUUGGUUGUGGACCGCCUUAUGAGUUGAUACGUGAUGCACAUGUAUCUAGGAAUUAUUUCAAAAGGAAGGUGAGUGAUACAUCAAGUCCAGAAACACCCAUGAAGAAAUUAACAGAAACACCUGCAGCGGAAAGUACACCCAUGAAGAAAGUAAAGUUAUCACCAGCAAGUUGCAGUUCAGAUUUAACACCAUUGUCAGGUGGCACAAAAGAAAAGGGAAAACGUAAAUCGAAAGUGAAAGUUCCAAUGAAUGCUACUUUGUAUCCCUUAGCACCUACAUCUACUGACAACAUACAUUCAACUACUGUGAAUGAAUCACAGGCAAGCAUGUUGAAUGAAAGUUGGGAUGCUGGCACAAAACCAAAGGGAAAACGUAAAUCGAAAGUGAAAGCUCCAAUGAAUGCUACUUUGUAUCCCUCAGCACCUACAUCUACUAACAACACACAUUCAACUACUGUGAAUGAAUCACAGGCAAGCAUGUUGAAUGAAAGUUGGGAUGAUGAAGUGGAUAUCACUAAUGAGGUUGGUGAAACAACAGGCUAUGAAGGGUGGUUCACAAUUAACCAAACUAACAAGAGCUCUUCACAUACAAAGACAAAACCUGCUGAAAUAGUGAACAAGAUUUUAAUUAAAACCAAAAUGGCAGGGUCAUGUUCAGUUAAUAAGGGCCAAGGAGUGGAAGCCACAAUUCUUAGUGAUAUACCUGCCAAAAGAUCUCCACCAGUAAAACCUAGUUCUUCAAAAUCUAGUGGUGAAGUAAGCAAAGGAGCUUUGUCAACAGGACUUAACGAUGAAACUAGAAAAAGUACCCAAGUGCAAAGUCAUGGUCAAAAUGAAGGGAAAAUCCCAAAUAUCUAUCAGGAUGCAGGACAAGUUAUAAAAAGCCCAUGGUUAGAUAUAAUAGAUAAGUAUGAAAAAAGAAAAAUUAUAAGAGAAAGGAACUCGGGUAGGAAAUUGCAUGACAUCAUGCCAGUUGGGAUGAAGAAAUGCAGUAAUCUCGUAAAAAAUCCAGUAGAUACAAUAUUUCAUCCCAGGCAGUUUCCUGAACCAAAACCAAAAUCAACCACUAGUGAAAAGUCUGCUUGUCAAAUCAGGGUUAAAUGUUUUUCAGAACUAGCAGAGGUACCCAGAAACUCUCAAACUUUGAAUUGCAUGCGUGAAGUCAUUCAGAGUAUUCCUGUACCGACACCUAGUAUAUCCAGUUCAUCAGUGCUUGGAGGAAAGUCAUUGCAACCAGCCAGUGGGAGUGGAAAUUCUUUAGUCAAGAGAAGCAGUGGACAGACAAACCCUCAACAAUCAAAGCCAACAUUUAGUUUAGGUUACAAUUCCCGAAAUAGUUGUCAAGUACUAAAAGGAUCUGAGCCUGAUCCUUCGGCUCCAGUUUGGCAUUCUCCUUUAUCACCAGUUGGAACACAGGUUCUUGUACCUCAAGGAUCGUCACCCCCUGUGUUCAGUGUUUCUUCACCUCAACCAAUGCUGCCUUUCUGUUCAGUUAAUCGCACUAUAAGUAUUAACAAUUUUAAUACAAGUAUUGCUCCUGUGACACCCAUGAUGCCUGCUUUAUCACAGGUACCAAUAAUGCAGCCAAUAGUGCAACCCCUCUUACUUCAUAACUCACCAAGUCCUUUGGCUCCCAUCCAGCAAGGUACUUCUCAUUUGACUCAAGUUCCAUCACAACCAACAGGUACUGAUUUUCUUACUCAGAAUACUAGACUUAACUUUACACAAAGAACUUGUCAAAAUCAAGCUGAUACUGCACAAUUAUCCACAAGCACCAGUCAUCAACAACAUAAUACAGAAAGCAUUCAAACUAAUACAGGUAGCAAUGUCGGUGAAACUGGAUUUGGUUUUUACAAGGAGCUUUCAACUAUGAAUGGAAAUGGAUAAUAUUGGUUAUGAUGUGAGUAUAAUAAUGAAUAUUAAAAAGUAACUACCCCUAUUUUGAUGAGUAUAAUAAUGAAUAUUAAAAAGUAACUACUCUUAUUUUGAUUUUUUGCAAUGUUUUUCUUUUCCUUUUAUCCUGGAAAAAGUUAUUACUGUACAAAUUUUUUAAAAUGAAUUCCAAAGGUUUCUUUAAAGUAUGACUAAAAAGAAUAGUUUUUGUAAAUUGUUAUGUCAAAAGAAUAGCUAUAUAUACAGUUUUGUGUAGAAAAAAACAUGCACUGAAAUGUAGCAAAGUAAAGAAGUUUUUUUAACUGGCUCAAAUGAUCUGACUAGACUUUGCAAAAACUGCAAAAGCUGAAAAAGUUUUAAUUGAAAGUGAAGGGUGAGAUGAUCCUUGAAAUUUUAAUGCACUUUUUUUUCGACUAAUAGUAGGUCAAUAUAGUAGAAUAAUGCCAAUGCAGUGUAAAAAUGGCACUUAUACCUUUACAGUAUUGAUAUAAUUGUGGUACGGAAGUAAAUUAUUUAUUUGAAAUAAAAGUAACCAAAGGACUCAUGAUAUUGUUAUAAGUACCAAAUUGAUGGCUAAAAAUAGGCAGUAUUGUAAAUAUUAAAAAGUUUACUGUUAAUCAUGGCAUAAUGUGAUGCCAACAUUCUAGUAAGUGUAAGGCUGUAGUUCAAUAACAAGAAAAAUUUUUAAGUAUACAGUAAGACUACCAAAGGAAUUGAUUAAAAAUUGAAUGCAAUUUAGAGCUUGGUUCUCAGGUGGGCUGCAAGGAAUAUUCAUGUUGUCUGCACCUUUCCACAGUUAGGCCAGCACCUCAGUGGCGUGGUUGGUUUGGUGUUUGCUUCUCACCUCGGUUGUCACGGGUUCGAUUCUCGGCCAUUCCAUUGAGGAGUGAGAGAUAUGUAUUUCUGGUGAUAGAAGUUCACUCUCGACGUAGUUCGGAAGUCACGUAAAGCCGUUGGUCCCGUUGCUGAAUAACCACUGGUUCCAUGCAACGUAAAAACACCAUACAAACAAACAAGCACAGUUGGGCCACCUUCAGUGUGCCUUGCUUGACACACUAAAGUCAGUAUUAAAUUUUUUUUUUGCACCAUCCUAUUUUGUUCUAGAUUCAUUCCUUUCAGCUUUUUAUCUGUUUCCUUUACUUUCCAACUCUUUUAACUCAGGCUUUCUCUAACUUUUACCUGUAAUUAAAGAAUAAACCCUUUGGGGAAGCCCAGUGAGAGCCUGCAAAUGUGACAAAUCAAGCUGCAGUUCUUUGCAGUAAUUUGAUAGUCUAGUUCCUUUCUGCUUAUGAGAGUUUUAUAUAUUCAUAAGUAAAGUUGUGGUACCAUUAAUAGUAAAGCACUUGAUGUUGCAUGUAUGAUAAAAAUUGAUGUAUAUAAUUUAUCGUAAUUGUGUGUAUUCAGCAGUAUCCAUGAUGAUCUUCACUGCAUACAAACAGCAGCCCCAGUGUGAAAAUUACUCUAAAAGUUACAUGUCUACAUAAACCAAUUUUGAUCUUUGGUUAUGUGUUACAUUAUGAGAGAUGGUGUUUAAUAAAGGUGUCUUCUGAAUUAGUGACAAACUGGUAUAUGACAUAUUCUUUGUAUAUACAUACUGAAUUUAAAUAUCUUGUUAGAUACACUGGUGGUGGGAUAUGUAUUAAGGUUUCUACCAUAUUGUUUUUAUAGAUUGUGUUUAGUUAAAGGAACCUUAAAUGUGUUUCCAUUUGUGAAAAAAGCUGCUGUCAUCACAUGAAUUUUAUAUUAGUCAAGAACUUGAUUACAUUUUUACUCGUGACAGCAUGUACAGUCUUCAAUAACAGCUUAUAUUUAUAAGAACAAAAUUCAGUGAACUUACUGUAUUUUAUUCCUUUCUAACAAAGUUAUGAUUAUAUAAAACCUGACAGAAUUUUAAUUACUUUCAGUAGAAAGUAUUUGGUGGCUAUCAUUUUAAAACUAAUGUUAUUAUAGGCAGAAAUACUUUAGGAUAUUUGAUUUUACAAAAAGUUGUACUAUUGAUUUCUUAAAUGCAGUUUAAUGGUUUAAAUUUCUGUUUUGAAAAUGUAAAUAUGUAUUGUACAGUAUAUGUAUUUACAGGUAAAAGAACCACUCUUUGGGCAAGCACUAGUGGAGAUGUGAACCGUAGCCUUUUGGUCUGGUUAAGUUUUUCAUUAAUCAAUAUUAUCACUACCAUGAGUUUUCUAUAUUUUGUUUCAAGCUGAAAUUUUCCUUUAUGGGAUUAGAUGAAUAAUGAACUCUCUCAACUGUCUCUCAUCUUUUGGAUGUUCAGCCUAAACUCGCAGCUGGCUCAAGUUUUCAUUUAUGUCCUUUCUUCAUGACCUUGUGAUCCUUCGAACUGGUUUCAUGUUUCACUUGUGUAACUGAUUUAUGCCACCCAUUGUCUCAAUAUGUGCCGAUAGUCCAAAACUAUUUAGUAAUAAUAAGGCAAUAAUAUAUUGAUAAUAUAUUGCUUUGUCUUGCACAUUCAAUCUACAUUUACAAAGAAUUUUUAUUCAUGCAUUACUGUAUAUUUCAAAGAUUUUAAUCCCACUUCUCCCUUUCUUGAUUUGAUUAUGAAACCAAUUCUAAUUCUCUUGAAAUUAUAGCUGACAAACAUGCUGAAUAUUUUUUUUAAUCAGUGAUAGUUAUAAAUGUUAUAAAAUGGAGCUUUUAAGAAUUAAUUGUAGCCAUAUGCAAGCCUGAUUAUUGAUUCAGUAAUUAAUACCAGAAUUAGAACCACAAUUGAUAAAUCAGAGUAAAUUGAGUACUGUAGGUGUUUAAAACUCAUGACUGCACGCCUUCCAUUA
Messenger RNA from Macrobrachium nipponense, 7327 nucleotides. RefSeq lists its product as uncharacterized. Gene Ontology annotation, molecular function: DNA binding. The transcript is spliced from 10 exons. The record is from RefSeq and is a predicted model, not a curated record. Bases 585 to 4535 code for a protein of 1316 amino acids. Lineage: Eukaryota; Metazoa; Arthropoda; Malacostraca; Decapoda; Palaemonidae.